Trichosporon asahii var. asahii CBS 2479 is the source of this 1233-nucleotide messenger RNA. RefSeq lists its product as uncharacterized. The coding region runs from base 1 to 1233 and encodes 410 amino acids. The record is from RefSeq and is a predicted model, not a curated record. The transcript has a single exon. Lineage: Eukaryota; Fungi; Basidiomycota; Tremellomycetes; Trichosporonales; Trichosporonaceae.
AUGACAGUGACCUUCUCUUACGCCAACUUCCCGAACCUGUGGGACAUGAUCCUGGCAGCUGCAGAACAUGAGACGCAACUCGCUCUCCGCCUCGUCUGCAAGUCGUUGCGCUUCAAAGUCGACUGUCUCCAAGCUCGUCACCUCGUCAUCUCCAGCGAGGGCGCGAAGCAACUUCUGAUCACCGGUCCCAACCACCACAUCGCCCACUUCCGCGACAUCUACCACCUUGACAAGGAACCCAGAUUCUGGUCUUUUCACGCUACCCGCGCCCGAACUAGGCAUACACGCAUCCUCGACAUACAGGGUUAUUGUCCCCCUGGCAACGACCCCGACCUGUUCACAUACAUGCAGUUUCCUCAUCUCAACGUACUCCGCAUGACGCCCAGCGUGGACGACGAUCCGGACAACUUCACACCCUACAUCCCGGGUCAUUUCGAGGCCCAAACGCUUGUGCUGUUCUCGAACUCUGAGGGUUGUGCGGCCAUGGAUGACCACUGGUGGUUCGACCUCUACGCCCCCUCGGAUGACGAUGAGGAGCUACCUCUCGUGCCUCCCGUCAACCGUUCGCGCAUACCCCAGUCUGUGACCAAAAUGGUCCUGAACCUCCGCGGGCAGAAUAUGGAGCUCCAUGACAUGUAUCCUUUCGUGACAAGACUGCCGGCUCACGUCAAAGACGUUGUGAUCAGUGCUCCCGCCUAUCGCAGUCUUUUGAACACGGCCGGAGUGAGGAACGAGGUGUCGCCCCAUCUCACCAAACUGCGUCUCGUUGAUGUCGUCCUCCUCCCUAUCAAAACCAAGUUCACCCUUGUCGAUUUCAACUGGCUCGGUCCCUCUUUCGAGAAAGAGUUCCUGGACGAGCUGCGCUACCGGUAUCGCAGCUUCUUCUUCAAAGACGUCGACUACACUGUUGACGACGACAUGACGAGGGUGAUGCAGCGGAAGACACGUGACGAGUGUAUCAAGCGGAGCACGACCGUUGAGGUCACGCGCAAGCCUUUGAUCAGCCUGCAGGAGCAGAUUGACAAGCUCCUGUCGCGGAUCGAGUUCUUGUCCAAGGAGGCAUACAUUGAGCGCGUUGGCGCCGAGACAGCAGCCCUUGAUUUGCUGGAGCACCUGGACUUAGAGAACUCAGACUGCGUUGAAGGAGAGUACGACUGGAGGAGCAAGAGAGCGUGCUACGGUACGCAGAGCCAGCCGGACUAUUGGCGCCAGAUGAGGACCCCGCCAGCGUAG